Messenger RNA from Panicum hallii, 1852 nucleotides. Its product is annotated as retinol dehydrogenase 13-like. Lineage: Eukaryota; Viridiplantae; Streptophyta; Magnoliopsida; Poales; Poaceae. Bases 602 to 1690 code for a protein of 362 amino acids. The record is from RefSeq and is a predicted model, not a curated record. The transcript is spliced from 9 exons.
UUGGCGCUCGCUCAGAAAAUUGGCGUGACCUGGAGGGGAAACACAUGGGGAGGCGCGUAGGAAGCGAAGAAUUGGCGGGCAUCGGCGGCAAAUUUCAGAAUUAGGAGUAGCUAGCUCCGGCGGAUAUCUGGCGGGAUUGGACUGGUUUCGAGCAAGCGAAAAAGUUAGAUAUAUAAUUGGACCACUGUCGCAGCGCUGCUGAUUUUCAGCUUCAUACCCAAAAUCAGUUAUUAGGACUAUUUUUUAACACUCUUGGAGAUGCUCUAAGCAUGCAUCGUCCAAAUGCCCAAUCCCAACACCAAACGCUCGCAGGAGGUGGUCAAUAGAGGUCAGAGGGGCUUGCCGGAGAAGGCGGUUACGCUUGCUUUCUCCUUUUCCUCCUUUUCUUUUGCAAAUAUUCUACCUACUGCAGUGAAGAUUGAUGGCUAGAAAUUCAUCACUGCAUAACAAAUUAACAAUUCGGUUAUAGUUGACUGCUAGAAGAUCCAGUCAUAGUUGCUAUGCUACGAUCGUCAAUCCCGAUCAAGGCAACCCCGAAAACAUUCUACCAGCUCGUCAGAACCGCUGGUGGAUCGAGUCCACGGUAAACCGACCGGCCGCCAUGGACCGCGAAGCGCUCCGCAUGGUCUGCUCGCCGCAGUUCUGGCGCAUGGCCGUCCUCUGGGCCAUCUCCCUCCUCCACUCCUACUUCCUCGUCUUCCUCCGCGGCCGGGCCGCGGCCACCCCUGGCCGCCGGCGACCGCGGCCCGGCGCUGGCCGCCGCCCCAUCUGCGUGGUCACUGGGGCGACGUCGGGGCUGGGCAGGGCGGCGGCGGCGGCGCUGGCGCGGGAGGGCUACCACGUCGUGCUCGCUGGGCGUUCCACGCAGUUGUUAUAUGAGACUGUUCAACAAAUUCGGAAGCAACAACCAGAUGUCCGUCUUGAAGCAUUUCAACUCGACUUGGCAUCAUACAAGUCAAUAAAGAAGUUUGGAACUUCUCUGAAGCAGUGGAUUCAGGAGACAAGUUCAGAGCCUGCUAUCCAGCUUUUGAUUAAUAAUGCUGGCAUAUUAGCAAAGUCACAUCGAGUGACCGAGGACGGGCUUGAUGAGAUGAUUCAGACCAACUACAUUGGUCCCUUCGUCCUGACCAGCAUUCUUUUACCAUUGCUGAAGAACAGCUCGAUACCUUCUCGAGUGGUUAAUCUAACAUCUUUCACACACAGAUGUGUAUCAGGUAUUGAUGUGUCUGAGGAUGCAUUGAGAGGGAUGAAAUUCAGUCCGUGCUCAGUAGGAAAAAGCUACCCCUUAGCUUCUACUUAUGAGUAUACCAAACUUUGUAUACUGAUGUUCUCAUAUGAACUUCAUCGACAGCUUCACAUGUCAUCUGCCGUCUCUGUCAUUGCCGCUGAUCCUGGUGUUGUGGAAACAAAGAUCAUGCGAGAGCUUCCCAAGUGUCUUUCAUGGUUUGCAUUCUCGGUUCUGCGCUUCCUGAAUCUCCUGCAGGAACCUGAUACCGGGGUUGGUUCCAUCCUUGAUGCUGCUUUGGCGCCGCCUGAAGAAUCUGGGAAGUAUUUCUUUGGAGGGAAAGGGAGAAUGAUCAGAUCCUCCCGGCUGUCGUACGACAUGGAAAUAGCCAAGAAGCUGUGGGCAGAAUCGUGGGCGGUGUUCAAGGAUCUUCAGCUUAGAGAAGGUGAUUUUGGGAACGGUUAAAAGUCAUAUAGAAAAUCAGAUAAUUCUGGCAUGCUAUUAUUUUUCUUUUGUAUGGUCCGAUUUUGGCCCUUGUAGUGUAAUGAAAUUUUGCAAAAUCCUUAUAUGGCGCCUGUGUGCUGCUCCGGAUUGCAGCGACCGUGGCAUCUGCUGCUCCACACAUUA